Molecule: messenger RNA, 1197 nt
Organism: Nicotiana attenuata
Lineage: Eukaryota; Viridiplantae; Streptophyta; Magnoliopsida; Solanales; Solanaceae
Product: protein FAR-RED IMPAIRED RESPONSE 1-like
Exons: 2
Coding region: 1-1197 (398 amino acids)
Biological process (GO): regulation of DNA-templated transcription
Source: RefSeq, a predicted model, not a curated record
AUGGCAUCGGACGAUAGUUUGUUGAAUGAAUACGAAUGGGUCGAUGUUGAUUCUCACGACAGUUUCAACAAUGAUGUACACUUAGACGAUGAUGAUGAUGAAGAAGAAGCCGAUGGAGAAUAUCACGGAGAAGCUAACGAUGAUGAGGAGCAGCGCAUCUCUAAGGUCGUUCACGAUCACAAUCAUGAUUUGCACCCAUCCGUAUCGUGCCUGAUGGCUGGACAUAUGUCUGUUUGUAAUUCUUUAAAGAGGGAUCUUGUAGCUCCCGAUCGAUCUGGCAUUAGACCCUCCAAAAAUAUUAGACUUGCUGAGGUUCAACGUGGUGGACCGCAAAAUUUGGGUUGCACUCCAAAGGAUUGUAGAAAUUAUAUUUUGAAGAGUAGGAAUUUUGAAAUGCAAGAAGGGGACGCACAGUCGCUGCUCAACCUUUUUCGUGAAAUCCAGGUAAAGGAUAGAGAGUUUUUCUAUUCUAUCGACGUUGAUAAUAUUGGUAGGCUGCGAAAUGCGGUAUGGGUGCAUUCACGCUGUAAGGCAGCGUAUGAGCAAUUCCAUGAUGCGAUAUGCUUUGAUACGACGUACCUUGUGAAUCGAUAUAAUAUGCCAUGUUCUUCAUUUGUCGGCAUUAAUCACCAUAGACAGUCCAUCUUACUAGGAUGUGCUCUCAUGUCUCAUGAAGAUAUCGAUAGUUACAAAUUAGUUUUUAGAACUUGGCUUGAUGCCUUGGGAAAUGUUCAUCCAGAUGCGAUCAUAACUGAUCAGUGUCAAAGCAUUAAGGUAGCCAUUGCUGAAGUGAUGCCAAAUACAAUACAUAGGUAUUGUAUUUGGCAUAUAUUCUCAAAGUUGCCUGUUUACUUAAGUGGUGUUCGUCCUUCUAAAAUUGCAUGUGCAGAAUUUAAAUCCAUGGUCCUUGAUAGCAUAACUGUUGAAGUUUUUGAGAGAAAGUGGACAGAAUAUAUUGCAAGGUAUAGUUUGCAUACAAGGAAUUGGUUCAACAAGCUUUACUCUGAGAAGGAAAAAUGGGUUCAUGUGUACCUUUAUGUGUAUUUUUGGGGUGGUAUGCUAUCUAUGCAAAGAAGUGAGGGGAUGCAUGCGUUCUUUGAUGGAUAUAUUACUCGUCAAAGCAAUCUUAGGAUAUUUGUUCACCAGUAUGAGUUAGCUAUAAGAGCUAAGCAUGAGAAAGAGUUGGAAGAGGAAUAA